This is a messenger RNA of Cryptomeria japonica (Japanese cedar), 1580 nucleotides long. RefSeq names its product GDSL esterase/lipase At5g37690. The coding region runs from base 222 to 1361 and encodes 379 amino acids. Gene Ontology annotation, molecular function: hydrolase activity, acting on ester bonds. The record is from RefSeq and is a predicted model, not a curated record. Lineage: Eukaryota; Viridiplantae; Streptophyta; Pinopsida; Cupressales; Cupressaceae. The transcript has 5 exons.
CAGCUAAUGUAAUUUAGAAGCCAUAGAGAGCAAUGGUGGUGUUGGGCUGUCACCUAAGAGUUGAAAUUAACCAUUUUUUUUGGUUUCUUUGGUCAUGGUAGAUCAUGAAAGUUCUCGAAGUCGUCCAAGCUUUUCUUGACUGUGAUCUCAAGUGGGUAUUUAUUAUGAGCCAGUGAUGGAGGGAGACAAUCAAUUGUGAUCUGUGUGAGAGAAUAGAAAAGAUGGAGAAGAUGAAUAGCUGUUCAUAUGUCAUUUGUGUUGCAGUUAUGUGGGUGUUAGCAAGUGGGGCAUUAGUGAUGAGUGCACAAGUGGAUGUGCCAGCAUCCUUCAUAUUUGGUGACUCCUUAACUGAUGUGGGGAACAAUAAUCACCUCACCUAUGGUCUUGCCAAAUGCAAUUUCCUCUGGUAUGGUAUCGAUUUCCCUGGUGGGGUUCCUACUGGAAGAUUCAGCAAUGGUAGAACUAUUAAUGACAUCAUCUUUGCCAAAUUGAAUAUUCCUAAUCCAAAAGCAUAUCUCUCCAUGUCAGAAGACGAUGACGCCAUUCUUAAAGGGGCAAACUAUGCCUCUGGAGGAGCAGGCAUACUCAACGAAACAGGAUUUCUCUUUAUUGAGAGAGUGGCAUUUGACAAGCAAAUAGAAUGCUUCGAGACAACCAAAAACCGUAUCAUCAAGAAAGUGGGAGUGGAGGCAGCUAAUAAAUUGCUUGCUGAUUCUGUUUACUUUGUGCUCAUAGGGAGCAAUGAUUACAUUAACAACUAUCUCUUGCCAGUUCCAUCCACAGUUCAGCAAUAUGAUCCUCAUGCAUUUGUCAAUUUGCUUAUUACUUCUUUGGAGCGACAAUUAAAGAAAAUUUACGAAAUUGGGGCACGCAAAAUAGUGUUCAAUGGAAUGGGACCUCUUGGAUGCAUCCCCUCACAACGGCUUCAGAAUCCUGCAGGAGAUAAUAGUUGCCUUGAUGAUGUGAAUACAUGGGCUCAAAAAUUUAAUGUGCAAAUAAACGGGGUCCUGAAGCGGCUUAAUUCACAACUACCUGGGGUUCGCAUUAGCUAUGUGGACACCUAUAACUUACUCAUGGAACUCAUUCAAAACCCCAACAAAUACGGUUUUGAUGUCGUGGAUGUCCCAUGUUGUAAGGUGGCCACACAAUUUGGACAAUUUUGUCUACCCAAUUCAUCAUUGUGUAAGGAUCGCAGUAAAUACUUAUUUUGGGAUGCCUUCCAUCCCACAGAUGCUGCCAAUGAAGUUAUGGCACAUGCCGUUCUUUCCAACCCUGAUGCUCUCCAAUUCUACCCUUCUCUUGCUCCAGCUCCUGCUCCUACUCCUACUCUCACCUCGCCAUCUCCUUCUGCUUCUCCUUAGAAUAUAAGUCAGAUCGCUUAAUAAAGAUAUUUGAAAACUAUUUAUAUAUUAUUGAAAAAGUUUUGUUCUAAGAUGUCUUUCUUAUAUAGUAAAUCUAUCGAUUAUUAAUUAUUUGGAAACUUCAAAGUGUUGUUUUAGAUUUGUUAUACCAAAUUAUCAUUUUGUCCAAACUACAACUAUCACUUGCUUGGAUUUAAAUAAUGCAAAAUGGAGUUUCAA